AUGGAUCGCAACGACUCCACGGAGUACAACGCGAAGGUCGAAGUCGAGCAGAAUGUUGCCAACAUAUCCGGCGCAGCACGCAAUGCUGAAAGAAAGCUGCGACUCAAGAUCGAUCUGGUUUUUGCUAUCAAGGGCAUCUUGACAAUUGGCAUUGCACUGGUCGCCUUCAUCACCUUGAUAGAUUGUCCUGAGAUUGCCCGCUGGCUCAGCGAGGAGAAGAAGCAACGCAUCUUCCUUCUUAAUAACAUCACCGUCUCCGGUAGCUCCUUCUUCCUACCAACAAUUAUCUGUACAAUCCCCGGCCGCACAACGGUCCGGCAACAAAUACCCACCUUACCACCCUACAUCGUAGGCGCCUUCUUCAUCCUCGUCAUCCUAACACUCAGCUGGCGAUACAACCAUGGGCAGAUCUUCAUCUCCAUAAGCGGGCCGAGUAUUAUCGUUGGCUACUCUAUCUUCCUCGCCACCCUAAACGCAAAUAUCCGCUACGUAGCCGUCUUCCUCUGUGCAAGCGCAGCCUUCACCCUAGGCGCUAUGUGCAACGCGUAA
Molecule: messenger RNA, 549 nt
Organism: Macroventuria anomochaeta
Lineage: Eukaryota; Fungi; Ascomycota; Dothideomycetes; Pleosporales; Didymellaceae
Exons: 3
Coding region: 1-549 (182 amino acids)
Cellular component (GO): membrane
Molecular function (GO): transmembrane transporter activity
Source: RefSeq, a predicted model, not a curated record